Molecule: messenger RNA, 839 nt
Organism: Aspergillus pseudonomiae
Lineage: Eukaryota; Fungi; Ascomycota; Eurotiomycetes; Eurotiales; Aspergillaceae
Product: U4/U6-U5 snRNP complex subunit LSM6
Exons: 3
Coding region: 235-477 (80 amino acids)
Biological process (GO): maturation of SSU-rRNA; mRNA splicing, via spliceosome
Cellular component (GO): P-body; U4/U6 x U5 tri-snRNP complex; sno(s)RNA-containing ribonucleoprotein complex
Molecular function (GO): RNA binding
Source: RefSeq, a predicted model, not a curated record
GGAUCAUCCUUUUAUAAAUAAAUCAAUCCUACGGAGUUGCCAACAUGCACUACUCUAUACACUAUUUUGCAACACUAAAAGCAUAUCAUUAUCUCAGUCACUGAGGAAUGCCAAGAACUUGGCCUGUAUGGCACGUGCACUUGUCAAACAAUCAGACAAGCGAUAGCAACUGCAAGAGUAUUUCAUUGCCACCGUUCAACCACUGAACUGGAGACAGACCAGUUAAGGGAAGACAUGGAGAAUAGUACAGCAUCAGAAGGCAAAGAUCCAUCAGUCUUUCUGAGUGAGAUUAUUGGUGCCCCAGUCACUGUGAAGCUGAACUCAGGUGUUGUCUAUAAAGGUGAACUUCAAUCAGUAGAUGGUUACAUGAAUAUUGCCCUAGAAAAGUCUGAGGAAUAUGUGCAUGGGAAGUUAAGGCGAAGUUAUGGAGAUGCUUUUGUCCGAGGAAAUAAUGUGCUUUACAUCUCAGCAAAUUGAGGAUAUGACAAAUGAUUCCAAUGGAGUCUCAUUGUUGCCCAUUGGUUGUCCUCUCGCUAUGCCCGCAAAAUUAAGCUACAAAAUGUCCCAGCAAGACAUAUCAGGUGGGGGAGAAGGAAGGAAAUUGCUGGCACCGCAUCAAGAGCAAGCUGGCUGAUAAAACAACAAAUCGAUUAAUCAAUUUGUCUUCCCUAUACCAAAGUCUAUUUCCGUCCUACCCUCAUCGGAUCAUCUAUCUCAGACAGCUCCAUUCAUAUGGGAGGCCAUACUUUAAUACCCCUGUAUUGAUCGCCCCCAGAACAACCUAAAAGCCAUAGAUAAAUCAUACACGAACUAUGUAACACGAAUACCUCUCUAGUUGC